AUGCCCAAAGAAAAGGAAUCCAAGCUCUCCUUCAACCUCAAGACCCCCAAGGGUACCAAGGAUUGGUCCGGGUCCGACGCCCUCCUCCGCGACCGCAUCUUCAGCACCAUCGCCGAUGUCUUCAAGCGCCACGGCGGUACCGCCCUCGACACCCCCGUCUUCGAGCUGCGCGAGAUUCUGGCCGGCAAGUAUGGCGAGGACUCCAAGCUCAUCUACGACCUGCAGGACCAGGGUGGUGAGAUCUGCUCCCUCCGCUACGAUCUUACCGUCCCCUUCGCCCGCUGGCUCGCCAUGAACCCCGACGUCCGCAGCAUGAAGCGCUACCACAUCGCCAAGGUGUACCGUCGCGACCAGCCCGCUGUCAGCAAGGGUCGCAUGCGCGAGUUCUACCAGUGCGAUUUCGAUAUUGCGGGUACCUUCGACCCCAUGGUUCCCGAUGCCGAGAUUCUGCGUAUCGUCACCGAGGUCUUCGAGGAGCUGGGCUGGAAUGGUCGCUAUAACAUCAAGAUCAACCACCGGAAGAUUUUGGAUGGUGUGUUCCAGGUGUGCGGUGUGCCGGAGGAUAAGAUCCGUCCCAUCUCCAGUGCCGUCGACAAGCUGGAUAAGAUGCCGUGGGCGGAUGUGCGGAAGGAGAUGGUCGAGGAGAAGGGUCUGGAUGCUGCCGUCGCUGAUAAGAUCGAGACAUACGUCGUGCAGAAGGGUGGCCGCGAUUUGCUUGACAUCCUCCUCAAGGACGAGGGCCUGACGGCUAACGCCUCCGCCAAGGCCGGUCUGGACGACAUGAGUCUGCUUAUGGACUACCUGGAGGCAUUCGGUGUCCUGGACAAGAUCUCCUUCGAUAUGAGUCUGGCCCGUGGUCUCGAUUACUACACCGGUGUCAUCUACGAGGUCGUCACUGAGGGUUCCGCGCCCGCCGUCUCGUCGUCCGCACCGGAGGCCCAGGCCGUCCAGAAGUCCGGCAAGAAGAGCAAGUCCAAGGGCGGCAAUCUGGAAGACGACGACCGCUCCAACGACCCCACUCUGGGUGUUGGCAGUGUCGCCGCUGGAGGACGCUACGACAACUUGGUCGGCAUGUUCCUGCCCAAGGCACAGAUUCCCUGUGUGGGUGUGUCCUUCGGUGUGGACCGUAUCUUCUCCAUCACCAAGGCCCGCAUCGAGCGGGAGAAGAGCGCGGAGGCGCUCCGCAGCAGCGAGGUCGAUGCCUACGUCAUGGCCUUCGGUGGCAAGGGAUUCACCGGCAUGCUGAAGGAGCGGAUGAGCGUGUGUCAGUCUCUAUGGAACGCUGGCGUGAAGGCCGAAUUCUCCUACAAGGUCAAGCCCAAGCUCCCUCAACAAUUCAAGGCCGCCGAGCAAUCCGGCGUCCCCUUCGCCAUCAUCCUCGGCGAAGACGAGCUCGCCGCCGGCAAGGUCCGCGUCAAGGAGAUGGGUCUAGAAGACGGACACCCAGAGAAGGAGGGCGUGCUGGUUGAUCUGACCGCCCUCCCGGUCGAAGUCAAGGCCCGGGUGGCCAAGAAACGGGGCGAGAGUGUCUCGGACGUUACGCAGCAGCUGGGCGACCUGAAGGUCGAUGCAUAG
Molecule: messenger RNA, 1575 nt
Organism: Aspergillus sclerotioniger CBS 115572
Lineage: Eukaryota; Fungi; Ascomycota; Eurotiomycetes; Eurotiales; Aspergillaceae
Product: histidine--tRNA ligase
Exons: 2
Coding region: 1-1575 (524 amino acids)
Biological process (GO): mitochondrial translation; histidyl-tRNA aminoacylation
Cellular component (GO): cytoplasm; mitochondrion
Molecular function (GO): histidine-tRNA ligase activity; ATP binding
Source: RefSeq, a predicted model, not a curated record